AUGACUGUUGUCUGUGUGACAAGUGCUACAACAACAACAGCACCCCUAGGAGACAUGACUGUUGUCUGUGUGACAAGUGUUACAACAACAGCACCCCUAGGAGACAUGACUGUUGUCUGUGUGAAAAGUGUAACAACAACAACAGCACCCCUAGGAGACAUGACUGUUGUCUGUGUGACAAGCGCUACGACAACAACAGCACUAACACACUACAGGACACUACACACAAACACACACAAGACACAACACAGAAAACACACAAAAAAACGACACACACGAAAAAUACACACACAACUACCACAACACACGAACACAAACACACGUAACACAACUAAACACUAAAACACUACACACCACCACUACACCGAAACUAAACAUCACUACACACACUAACACAAACGCACACACUAACACACACUACACACACUACAACACUAACACAACUACACACACUACACAACUAACACACAACACACAUACACACACUAACACACACUAACCACUACACAACCCCGACACACAAACUACACACACUACACACACACACCAACUACACACACACACACAAAAACACUACACACAUAAACACUACAACAACUAAACACUCACACCAACACACGACACACACUAAACACACAACACAAACUACAAACACAACACAAACAACACUACAAAACACUAACACACACACACACUACACACACUAACACAUACACACACUAAACACACUACAAACACUAACAACUGCACACAUACACACACUACACACACUAAAAACAUACACAACCUAACACAUAAAAACUACACAAACAACAUAACACACUACACACACAACAAACACACACUACACACACUACACACACUACACACACUAACACACUACCAACACUAACACACACACACACUAAACCACCACACUACACACACUAACACAUAACAACUACACACACAACACACUACACACACUACACACACAACACUAACACACAAACACAACAAACACUAAAAACUAACACACAAACCACACUAACAACUAACAUAAAAACAAACACAACACACUAAACACACUACACACACUAAACACAAACAACACAACACAACCACACACUACACACAACACACACUACACACACUACACACACUAGAAACACUACACACACUACACACACUACACACUAACACACUACACACACUACACACACUACAACACAACACACCCCGACACACAUAACACACUACACACACUAACCACACACACACUAACACACACUAACACACAAUAACUACACACUCACACACUAACACACUACAACACACUACACACACUACAACCACUACACACACUAGAAACACCACUACACACACUACACACACUACCACACACUAGAACCCCACUACACACACUACACACACGUAACACCACUACACACACUAACAUACACCCUUCACACACAUAAACUUACUAACACCACAUACACACAACUAACACACUACACACACUAAACCACACUUACACACCCCACUAAACACACCUUACAUACACUAACACACACGCACCCACACACUACACACCACUAACACAAAACUACACACCACUACACAAACACUAAACACACUAACACACUACACACACUACACACACUAACACACUAACACACUAAAAACACUAACACACACUACAUACACUACACACACUAACAUACAUUAACACACACACACACUAACAUACAGCUAGUGUAGUAGUGGUGACCCCUCAAAAGAAAAUAAAUGAAGACAUACAGUAUGUGGCUGCCCUCCUUGGAGGAGGAGGAGGAGGAGGAGGAGUAGGAGGAGGAGGUGGAGGAGGAGGAGGAGGAGGAUGAGGAGGAGGAACAUCUUCAGCCUUGGAAUUAAAUGAUGUAAGAAAUGGGCAUCUUGUACUGUAGUGCUCUAUGCCAAAUACUAUGUAAUACUACACACACACACACAUGCACACACACACACACACACACACACACACAUACACACACACACACACACACACACACAGAUACAGAAUAAAAAACAGACAGCUGUGGCCAUGUAAUUCUUAGAAUGAUGGUAAGUUCUGUGGAAGCACAUAUCCGUACAAUUUACGUUGCAAUACCAUCAAGCUCUGAGCUCCACCUUGCUCCACCAUUCAUUCUGUAGAAAUAUGGAGACAUGACUGUUGUCUGUGUGACAAGUGCUACGACAACAACAGCACCCCUAGGAGACAUGACUGUUGUCUGUGUGACAAGUGCUACGACAACAACAGCACCCCUAGGAGACAUGACUGUUGUCUGUGUGACAAGUGCUACGACAACAACAGCACCCCUAGGAGACAUGACUGUUGUCUGUGUGACAAUUGCUACGACAACAACAGCACCCCUUGGAGACAUGACUGUUGUCUGUGUGACAAGUGCUACAACAACAACAGCACCCCUAGGAGACAUGACUGUUGUCUGUGUGACAAUUGCUACGACAACAACAGCACCCCUAGGAGACAUGACUGUUGUCUGUGUGACAAUUGCUACGACAACAACAGCACCCCUAGGAGACAUGAC
Molecule: messenger RNA, 2564 nt
Organism: Coregonus sp. 'balchen'
Lineage: Eukaryota; Metazoa; Chordata; Actinopteri; Salmoniformes; Salmonidae
Source: the annotation of a GenBank genome assembly